UUGAACCUGCGGGAGACUGAGGCCCGGACCCCGGACCCCCUCCUGAGGAACAGUGGGGUUUCUGGACCAGGACGUUUUGUGGCAGAAUCAAAUCCCAGAUGAAGAUUUCCAAAAGGCGGAAAAGGAGCGGACGGUGCGCCAGAUAAAUGGCUCUUUUAAGCUGGGAGCUGCUCGUGUUCUGUCUGGCUGGCAGAUGCAGUGCCUAGUCCCGAGCCUCCAGGACAACGCCAACAUGAACGGGACGUCGGAGCAGGCCGACAUCCUGCCGCCCAACUGCAUGGUGAAGGACCGGUGGAAAGUGCUGAAGAAGAUCGGAGGGGGGGGGUUCGGGGAGAUCUACGAGGCCUUGGACCUGCUGACGCGGGAGAACGUGGCGCUGAAGGUGGAGUCGGCCCAGCAACCCAAACAGGUGCUGAAGAUGGAGGUGGCGGUUCUGAAGAAGCUGCAGGGUAAAAACCACGUCUGUAAGUUUAUUGGCUGCGGGAGAAACGACAAAUUCAACUACGUGGUGAUGCAGCUUCAGGGUCGUAACCUGGCCGACCUGCGGAGGAGUCAGCCCAGAGGAACCUUCACCAUGAGCACCACCCUGCGGCUCGGGAAGCAGAUCCUGGAGUCCAUCGAGGCCAUCCACUCAGUGGGCUUCCUGCACCGAGACAUCAAACCGUCGAACUUUGCGAUGGGCCGGCUUCCCUCCACCUACAGGAAGUGCUACAUGCUGGACUUCGGUCUGGCACGUCAGUACACCAACACCACCGGAGAGGUCCGACCGCCGAGGACUGUGGCCGGGUUCAGAGGGACGGUCCGCUACGCCUCAGUCAACGCUCAUAAAAACAAGGAAAUGGGUCGCCAUGACGACCUGUGGUCCUUGUUCUACAUGUUGGUGGAGUUCGCUGUCGGACAGUUGCCAUGGCGAAAGAUCAAAGAUAAGGAACAAGUUGGUCAGAUCAAGGAGCGUUACGACCACCGGAUGCUGCUGAAACACAUGCCUUCAGAGUUUAACAUCUUCCUGGACCAUGUCCUGGCCCUGGACUACUACACCAAACCAGACUACCAGCUGCUGAUGUCGGUGUUCGAGAACAGCAUGAAGGAGCGAAUCAUCACGGAGAACGAGCCCUUCGACUGGGAGAAGGGGGGGGGCGACGUCACCCUGUCGACCACUGCCUCCAGCCAACCACAGCACAACACCCGACCCACCGCCGCCAUGGUGGGAGCCAUCGUGACCCCAGUUCCAGGAGAUCUUCAGCGGGAGAACACCGACGAUGUCCUGCAGGACGAACAUCUCAGUGAUCAGGAGAACGCCCCCCCGGCCCCGCCCAGUCGAGCCCCUGGGGAGACAGGUGUCCAACACACCGGAGAGUCGGGAGAUGCCUGGGAGGACACAGACUUCAACCGCAACAGACUCAGGAUCAGCCUGAACAAGGGGGCUCAGGAGGAGGAGGUGGGUCGGGCGGUGUGUCCGUCAUCGCCAGUUCGAGGCGGAGCCCCGGAGUCACCGACAGGUCAGGGUCGGUCUCUACGGUAUCGCCGGGUCAACAGCCCUGAAUCGGACCGGCUGUCGGCUGCUGAGGGUCGGGUGGACGGCUACGGACAGAGGUCUAGGAUGGACAUCCUCGGCUCCCCAUCUCGUCACGUCUACUCCUCCCAACCUGCACAGAUGCUGUCCAUCGACCCCGGCUGCCGCGGGGGUGGACAGGCCAGCGGUCGCCAGGAGAUUUCGGUGGCGUCCGCGGACCAGGAGGCGCACAGCAACGCCUUCAUCCGCUCGGUGCCACUGGCCGAGGAAGAGGACUUUGACAGUAAAGAGUGGGUGAUCAUCGACAAAGAGACGGAGUUACGAGACUUCCAACCAACCACAUCGGGGACGACCGAUGAGGAGCCGGAGGAGCUGCGUCCCUUAGAGGAGCAGGAGGAGCGGAGGAGGCUCAGGGCUGCAGGAGGGGACCUGGUGGUUCGGCCAAAGACCCACACCAGGGAAAGCAGCCGAGGGAUGCUAACGCUAACAGAGGAGGAGGCGUCGAGGAGGAGUGGUGGGAGCCCCGCCCAGUCGCCCUGUCACUCGCUGCCAUCAGGACGCCCCCGUCGGAGAGAGUCGGAUCCCACUGGACCUCAAAGACCGGUGUUAUCGCCCACGGAGCAGAGCAUCCCGCUGCCGCCCUCCCCGGACUACAGGACAAAGGGCCAGAGCGACGAGAAGGAGCAUUUCCACAUCCUUCCUCAGCUCCAGGCCAAGAGGGCGGACUUCCUCGCAGUAAUGCUCACUGGUACUUUGCCUCAGCGCAGGAGCUUUGCCACGCCAGAUGAAGAAGAAGUCUCGGAACCUCCAGGGCCAAAGGAUGACGACGUCACAAAGAGUGAGUCCAACAGCGAGGCCAGUCAGAAAAGCACUGAACGUAGCCAGGAAGCUGCGGCCUCCACACUCAUGGCCGAGGACCAGAGGGUCCAACGGGAGCACGCCUCAGCUGCUGAUGCAGACCCUGACAUGGAGGACGCAUCCAAGACUCUUGUCCUCUUCUCUCCUGGAGACACUCGGAAGUCUCCUUCAGGUGAUGAUCCUUUGCUAGAGGCUGAGUUGGCCACACCUUGUACCCUCUAUUCCCGUAAUGACCGCCUCCUGGUCGGGGAGGCAAUUCUGCCUGAACCCUCGGAAACUGGGCGCUUGUCCCCAGCUCUCAGGUCAGACUUGAGGCCUUCCACUCCCAUCGCUCCUGCAUCACCGCCCUUCACCAAAGUUGAGCGAACUUUCAUCCAUAUUGCAGAGACGUCCCACCUCAACGUCAUGUCUUCCAACGGUCACUCUGCCAAGGAGAGUGACCGUGAAGUCUUAGCAAUCAUGAAGGACUCAACUGUAGAGGAUUACUCUCGUGAGCAGGGGGGAGCCUCAGUGACAGAAGAGUCUCCAGAGGUGCCAGACCAAACUGCACCAGUUGACAAAGACUCCAAAACUGAGAUUGGUGUGUCACCUGUCCUGGCCCAGUCUUUGGAGCCUGUCCCAGAAGCAAUGUCACCAGCUCAUGAAUAUAAAGAUCUGUCACAGGAACCGAAGAAACAGCCGUCACCCAGUGAAGAAGCUGCCAAGCUUCAGACAACAGCAUCAGAACUACCGACAUCCAUUAAGCCCAGAAUCCGCAGCCUAAUCCCAGUUCUGAUUUCUGAAGAGGAUUCCCGGUCAGAAAAGUCCUCCUCCCUCUCUGCUCGGGCUCGGCUCAAGCAGCGGGCCAGGCAGCUGGACUUGGCCCGUCUGCUGGUCCAGAAACAACAGGGUCGCUGGAUAAGGGGGAGGAUGCUGUCUGGGACAUCAUCAUCGCUGUCCUCUGGGGACGAUGAGCGACAGAGGGCCUCUGAAACUCUGUCCACCACAGGCUCAGAGGAGGACAUGCACACCUCGGACGAAUCCAAGAGAAGCUGGCGUCUUAAACCGACUGACGAGAAAGGUUCCAAGGAGACCCGGAGCAGGAUCCCCAGGCCGGUCACCCCCAUAAAGAGGCCUUCAGGGGGGCUUGCUGCUACUUCUCCUUCCCCUCUCUCCUUGCCAGAGUCCAGCACUAAAGGAGCACCAUCGUUUGCUAAUGGGAAUCGGAAAAUUGGUCUUAGCACUCUUAGCAGCCAACGGAAAUCCAAACCUGCCACACCCAGGUCCUCGUCCUCAUGUACUCGCUCCUCUACGGCCCCUGCCCUGACCGGAAGCCCUCGAAUGCCCCUGCGAGUCCUGUUUGGAACCCGACGCAGCCUUAGCUCCACUCACUGCAGGACUGACAGCCCCUCUCCUCAGAGAGUAUGUCCGUCCAGGCAGCCACUCUCAGUUCGAGCCCCAACUGUCCCCGUGCUACCGCCCAGGACUACAACAACCAUGCGGCGCAGUGCCUCACAGGAAGCCACUGCCCAGUCCUCCUCUGGCAUCAUGUCCACCAGGACCCGGCCGAAACCAGCUGGUACCACAAAGGGGAAACCGGUGGCCAGGGAGAAGGUGGCGCCCGCUAGAUAAUACAAAGAGACUCAUCGCUGAGACACGUUUAUGUUUAAUCAGUCUUCGGACAAGCAACGCCUCAAAGGUUCUCACUUGAUUCCAUCUUAGACUGUGCUGUCACAAUGACCUCCUUCAACUCAUUUACUAUGUAUGGACCUCUUAUUGUUUUCCACGGACAGCUAACCGAACUAUCUUCAUGGGCUUCCAGUAAUUUUCACUGACUGUGGUACAGGAGCGUAGCUGCCAUGGUGCUAUGGAUAUGUCCCUGGCCAAUCCCUGGUCUACGCUAACUGGUUCCGGGAGGUGAGAGUCUUGGCCUCCAACAAGCCUCUCAUCUUACACUGUACUCCCAGCUUGUCCACAGCUAUACUACUCUUCUACUGACAAUACCCUGCUUGGUUCACAUUGCAUGGUGAAGUAUAUCACAAAUACAUUGACUCUGUAGAAGGAAAAUGGAAAUCUGUACCUUUACAUUAUUUGAUCAAGUUCUCCCCUUCCUAUUGGUCAAAAAAAGAUCAAAUUGAACUGGUUUGAAGGCCCAAACUAUGAUACUAUCGUAAGAGAUUCCUUAAUAUAUCCUGUGUCAAUUAUAGUCUUGGAUAAAGAGAAGAGUUGGAUGUGAACACAAAAUAAUUUGCUCGGCUGCUAGCCUCCUCCUCAUGGUGUGACAUGGGCAUGCUUUAAUCAAUCUAUUUUCUGGGUGUUUUUAUUUUGUUUAUGCUUUGAAUUGUACAGUAUAUGAUAGAAUCAUUUCCCAUAAAGACAUCUUUAUUUUUUAUCUUGCCAAGCAAAAUGUAAAUUUGAACCUUCUGUACCAAUGUGUUGGCACUAUGCCUGUUGUUUAUCGCAUGAGAAAAACAGGGUUCACCAUGAGAGGACGACGCUACACCUGCUUGGAUUCUGCAGUGCAAAGGUCCGCUGAUUGUUGGAGCCCAGGUUGUGUUUGUAGAGGAGUCGA
Messenger RNA from Pleuronectes platessa (European plaice), 4922 nucleotides. RefSeq names its product tau tubulin kinase 1a (gene ttbk1a). Gene Ontology annotation, molecular function: protein serine/threonine kinase activity; ATP binding. Bases 194 to 3982 code for a protein of 1262 amino acids. Gene Ontology annotation, cellular component: cytoplasm; nucleus. The record is from RefSeq and is a predicted model, not a curated record. The transcript is spliced from 16 exons. Gene Ontology annotation, biological process: peptidyl-tyrosine phosphorylation; peptidyl-serine phosphorylation; signal transduction. NCBI's taxonomy places the organism in Eukaryota, Metazoa, Chordata, Actinopteri, Pleuronectiformes, Pleuronectidae.